CAGCCAGCAAGCAAGCGGCAGGCGAGCAGCAGGAGGAGGAGGAGGAGGUGCCGGAGGAGGAAGAGAGCAUCCCGAAGUUUCAGCGGACGAAGCUCGCUCGGGUUCAGGGGAGUGACACCAACAACCAGAGGAGACGACACGGCAUGCCGGAGGCCAUGUCUGGAAAUCUGAUCCAGCGUGACGUCUUUGGAGAAAGAGCUGUGGUGGAGAAGUAUCUCCUGGAGAAGUCUCGUCUGGUCUCCAGGGAGAAGAACGAGAGGCGUGUGCUGUGACGUCCAUUCAUCGGCGCCCUGUGAGGACACGCGUGGCCAUUUUAUGAACGACAACUUCAUUCAACUUGUCUUGCUGCUUCUCCAUUCGACUUUCCGUGGGGAGGGGAAGCGGCGGUGGUGUCACUCAUGGUGAGAAGAACCUACGUGAACACUCGAUGCCUGUGACCCGCUUAUCGGUCGCCACCCGCUGAGACAUUCGCAUCACAGAACCCGAUUAUCACUGUAAAAAUAUCAUCGCUGGAGGGUGGUCGGCGUUCUAAUCCCCCUGACGAUUAGCCCAUAUGCUCCACAUGUGAGCACAGAGGCGCGCCCAGAUAGCUUGAUGAACACCUUCCCUUCCUUCUCCUCACCUCCCCCAAACACGCCAACCAUCCAGUCGGUGUGCAAACCCUGCCUCCGGGCCCCGUGGAGGAUGAACGAUGGGCCCACGCUGGACUACGAGUUGCUGCUGUCCCCCGCCGGCUCCUCCUUUCUCCCCGGCGGCGCUGGCAGCGGCGGCGGCGGCAGCAGCAGCAACCCGCCUCUGGCCUUGGUGGGGGUGGACACAGAGCAGCGCACCGCCUUGGCCUUCGUGGGCCUCCUUAUGCUCUUCCUGGUCUUCCUGCUGGUCAGGUGCUUCAGGAUCCUGCUGGACCCUUACAGUCGCAUGCCCGCAUCAUCCUGGACUGACCACAAGGAGGGGCUGGAGAGGGGGCAGUUUGAUUACGCGCUGGUGUAG
This is a messenger RNA of Doryrhamphus excisus (bluestripe pipefish), 990 nucleotides long. The record is from RefSeq and is a predicted model, not a curated record. Lineage: Eukaryota; Metazoa; Chordata; Actinopteri; Syngnathiformes; Syngnathidae.